Molecule: messenger RNA, 2454 nt
Organism: Erinaceus europaeus (western European hedgehog)
Lineage: Eukaryota; Metazoa; Chordata; Mammalia; Eulipotyphla; Erinaceidae
Product: probable G-protein coupled receptor 141
Exons: 2
Coding region: 455-1357 (300 amino acids)
Biological process (GO): G protein-coupled receptor signaling pathway
Cellular component (GO): membrane
Molecular function (GO): G protein-coupled receptor activity; oxysterol binding
Source: RefSeq, a predicted model, not a curated record
UCUUCCCCUCCUCUCUCCAUUUCUCUCUGUCCUUUCCAAUAACAACAGCUAUGACAACAAUAACAGCUACAACAAGGACAACAAAAUGGGAAGGAUGACCUCCAGGAGCAGGGGAUUCCUGGUGCAGGCACCAAGCCCCAGCAAUAACCCUGGAGGCACAAAAAAAAAAAAAAAAACCCACUCUUAAAAAGACUUCGGAUAGGAAGAAGUAAAAAAAAUAAAAUAAAAAAGACAAAUGUGUAUAUUAUUUGAUGCUUCUUCUUUUUCUUAGAUCUAUCUACAGGAGCCAGGCAGUAGCGCACUGGCUUAAACGCACAUGGUGAGAAGCACAAGAACUGGUGUAAGGAUCUCUGUUUGAAUGAACCCCGGCUCCCUACCAGUAGGGGGGCCACCUCACAAGCGGUGAAGCACGUCUGCAGGACUUUAUGACCUUCUGAGUAUGUCAUGGUGAACCAUGGAAGGGAACAGUACAACCAGACCCUCUGAUACGUCAAAACGAGACCCAGUCUACUGUGAGGCACAGUGUAAGAUGAUCUUGAUAACUCUCUACACCAUCGUCUUCCUUGGAGGCACGACUGGAGUGGUUAUGAUGUCACGUAUGAUGUUCAAAAGGAAUAGUCAAUCAAUGAUCUCCAUAAUAAUUCUCAAUAUCAUUGUGCUACACUCAGUACUCCUAAUCAGUCUGCCUUUCCGCCUUAGCUACUAUGUGUUAGACACCUGGUAUUUGGGGUCUUUUACCUGCAGGUUGGCUAGCAGUAUAAUUUAUGCCCAUAUGUACUUCAGCUUUAUUUUCUAUGUGGCCAUUGUGAUGCUCAGAUUACUCAUCUAUUUUAAAAAACUUCAAACACAACAAUUACAAAAGUACCAUGCAGUAGUUCUAAGCACUAUGAUUUGGACGGUGGGUAGCCUUAUUUUUUUGCCAAUAUUUUCUUUGCACUAUGGUAUAGAUUCAAUAGACUCAAAACAAAGUCGCUGCUUUAUGUUUUACAGAGAUCUCAGUCGAAGAGAUUUAGUUAUUCUGAACUAUUCUUUCACUGUUCUCAUGAUCACAACAGUAGUAAUCCUCUUUCUCAUACAGAUGGCUGUUAUCAUUCAACAGAUAAAGACUCUUUGGCCCGAGAACUGGACACACCAAGAAUAUAGAGCUCAAAUCAAGAGCUUCUUCUUCCUCGUAGUAAUAGUUGCCUGUUUUCUACCGCACCAUACAUUCCGAAUACACUUUAUUCAAAAUUUUUCAGAAAGUAAAAAUUCAGAAAGAAAAAAUUCUGAAUUAGUUCUUUAUAAUGAAAUUUUUGUUGCUUUAACUACAAUGUGCUGUCUAGAUAUGCUGUGUUUCAUAGGUGGAGUCAUCCAUUAGAUACAACUAUAUUGCUUACUUUGUGAUCUGUUUCUUAUUACUAUGAAAAAAUUAAUUUCUUUUUUAACAUUUUAUUUAUAAAAUAAAAAAUAUAGACAGGAGGGUCAGGAGGUAGCGCAUCGGGUUAAUCGAGAAGCGCGAGGACUAGCUCAAGGAUUCCCAGUUCGAGCCCCCGGCUCCCCACCUCCAGAGGGGUUGCUUUACAGUGGUGUCUUUCUCUCCCCCUCUCUGUCUUCCCCUCCUCUUUCCACUUCUCUCUGUCCUACCCAGCAACAAUGACACCAAUAACAACAAUAUUAAUCACCACAACAAAUAUAUAUAUAAUCCUAAGGUCUAAGAGGAGUACAGUUCCACACAAUUCCCACCACCAGAACUCCCUACAGAAGGUGGAAGGUCUGGCUUCUGUAAUUGUUUCUCCACUGAACAUGGGCGUUGGCAGGUCGACCCGUGUCGCAGCCUGUCUCUAUUUCUCCCUAGUGGGACCUUGCUUUGGAGAGGUGGGGGCUCCAGGACACAUUGAUGGGGUUGUCUGCCCAGGGAAACCAGGUAGGCGUCAUGGUAGCAUCUGCACUUGGUAGCUGGAAAAGGAUUAAGAUAUAAAGCAGAACAAAUUGUUUAAUUAUCAGGAGCCUAAAGGCAAAAAUAUAGCAGAUGAGAUUUGGGGUCUCCAUUUUGGAAAAAGCUAGUAGGUCUAUUUUAGGUAUGACAAAAUAAUUUCAGUUGCAUGGAUGCUGCAGUGAGUUAAGAAUUAUAAGUUCUCCUAUUCUUCAUCAUGAUCAAAAAUACUUCCCCAUGAAAGGAUAAGGAUUAUUGGUUAUUUCUCUCUUUGCAGAAAGUCAUUUUUUCCAUUAGUAGCAGAGUAUGUUUAAACUCCUAAACUCUAUUCAAAUUGACUAUAAUUAUUCCUUCUGGACUUAAUGCCAACCUCUUUUCUAUGCAUUGUUCACUUACCUUAAACUCAGCCAUUCGGUUCUUGGGCACCCUCCAUUUUUGUUGUUUGCUUGUUUACAUUUACUCUUGUCUGAUCUUUGCUAAUAGGAUAUUCAUUACUUCUAUCUGCAAAUUAUCUCUUCUCCAACAUGCAGAAUACCUGAAAA